UAUUUGUUGAGUUUUUCGAGCACGUGGUUUUUAUUUUUCUUUCGUCUCUUUUUGCUAAAAUCUCUGAAAUAUCAAAAAAUGAGUGCUCUAAAAACCGAAGUAAUUGUAGAAGAGAAUCUACUAGAAGAAAAUGCGUCAGAACCUGAAGAUGACAAUCAAUUGGGGGACGAAGGAGAUGUUUCUGCGUCAAAUUCUUCAGAUGACGAUGGAACGGAUAAGAAAUCCGGAUGGGCAGAUUCCAUAGCACGUGUCCUGGCGGAGGAGAAACCCAAAAACAAGACAACUUUGAUAUUUUCACGAGCAACAAAGCCAAAGGGAACGGAGAAGAAGAAACUCCCCUUUGAGAUUGAUGGGGAGAUUAAGGAAGUGGAGAAGAAGCCAACAAAAGAGGAGCUGGAUAAUGAGGCUGCUCAGCAAAAGGCAGAACGAUUGGAGAGGAAGCGCAAAAGGGAUACUCUGCGGAAUCUCAAUGUAAAACCAGAUGCCACAGAGAGAUCGAGGGAAUUGGCACUGAAGCGUGUGGCCACACGAGGUGUUGUGCAGCUCUUCAAUGCUGUUCAAGCACAGCAGAAGGAUAUCACAAAACGCCUGGAUUCGGAGAAGUUGGAGCACAAGCGAGAGAAGGUGCUGAAGAGUGUCAAUAAGACAGCUUUCCUGGAUGCCCUGAUGGGAGGGCCGAGAGCUAAAUCGGAGAGAAUUGACAAUCCUGUAAAGAAGGAAGAAGUGAAGGAUGAAGAAGACAGCGAAGAUGAGGACAGACCAUCAACGUGGAAUGUUUUGAAGGACGAUUUCAUGAUGCUAUCCAAGAAGAACAAGGACUGGGAUAAAAUGGAUGAGGAGGAAGAGGAUGACAGGAGAAGUGAACCGGAAGAGAGUGAAGAUUCAAAUGAAGAGAGUGAUUAACAAUUGA
Lutzomyia longipalpis is the source of this 910-nucleotide messenger RNA. Its product is annotated as RRP15-like protein. Bases 79 to 903 code for a protein of 274 amino acids. Gene Ontology annotation, cellular component: preribosome, large subunit precursor. Gene Ontology annotation, biological process: maturation of 5.8S rRNA; maturation of LSU-rRNA. NCBI's taxonomy places the organism in Eukaryota, Metazoa, Arthropoda, Insecta, Diptera, Psychodidae. The record is from RefSeq and is a predicted model, not a curated record. The transcript is spliced from 2 exons.